Epithele typhae is the source of this 1176-nucleotide messenger RNA. Its product is annotated as extracellular GDSL-like lipase/acylhydrolase. NCBI's taxonomy places the organism in Eukaryota, Fungi, Basidiomycota, Agaricomycetes, Polyporales, Epitheliaceae. Bases 1 to 1176 code for a protein of 391 amino acids. Gene Ontology annotation, molecular function: hydrolase activity, acting on ester bonds. The transcript has 3 exons. The record is from RefSeq and is a predicted model, not a curated record.
AUGCCGCAGUUGACCGAGCCCGCGAACCUGCCCAACCCGCCUUUCAACACCUCCGGGCGCGUCUUCGCCAACUCCACCCUCCGCCAGACGAUCCACGUCACCGCGAACGCGACCCGCAUCCGCCUCCGGAUCUCGAACGCGUUCGGCGCGACGGACUUGCCGGUCACGAAUGUCACCCUCGCGCGCCCUGCCGGCGGUGCUGCGGGUGUGCCCACCAUCGACACCUCGACGCUCGUCCCGCUCACCUUCAGUGGCUCGCCGGGGUUCGACAUCCCGAACGGCGCGCUCGCGGUCUCGGACGCGGUCGACUUCAAGGUCACGGCCGGGACGGAGCUCACCGUCAGCAUGUUCCUCGCACACGGGCAGGUCGGGAACUCCAUCACGAGCCACCCAGGGAGCCGGACGACGACGUGGAUGACGUUCGGGAACCAAGUCACUGCUGAAAAUAUCACCGGGCCUUCCGUACAGAGCGUUGCGCACUGGUACUUCAUCAGCGCGCUCGAGGCGUGGGUGCCACGAACCAUCACCGACGGCCGCGGCUCCGACGACAACAAAAACAACCGCUGGCCGGACCUCCUCCUCGCGCGCGCGCACGCCUCGCCCGACCCCCUCCUCCGCGCCCUCGCGUUCGGCAACCAGGCCGCGGGCGGGAACCGCAUCCUCGCCGACGGCCUCGGCCCGAACGCGAUCGGCCGCUUCGACCGGGACGUGCUCGCCCAGCCCGGCGUCCGCUUCGUCUUCCUCUUCGAGGGCGUGAACGACCUCGGGGUCGCCGCCGCGGACCAGCCCUCGCAGACCGCGAUCGGGGACGCGAUCAUCGGCGCGAUGAAGCAGCUCGUGCUCCGCGCGCACGCCGCGGGGCUCCCCGUCUUCGCGGCGACCAUCACCCCGAUGAACGCGCCCGGGUUCAACGCGAGCGUGCAGGCGUACUCGAGCCCCGUGCGCGAGGCGACGCGCCAGCGCGUGAACGCGUUCGUCCGCGCCGGCGGCUGGUUCGACGCGGUCGCGGACUUUGACGCGGUCGUGCGCGACCCGGCCGCGCCGAGCCAGCUCGCGGCCGAGUUCAACUCGGGCGACUUCCUCCACCCGAACGUCGCCGGGUACACCGCGAUCGCGGACGCGUUCCCGCUGGAGAUCUUCAACCGGUUUGUCGACGGGGUGGACGGGUUUGCGUGA